GACUGGGGGCUCUCUGUUCUCAGCUCACUGCUGUCCUCCAUUCCUCAGAUGCUGGUCUCUUUUCAGUUUCUCUCCGUCGACUUUCUUGCUCUUUUUUUGAUUGUUUGUUUUCUCUACGUGACUAUUCCUGUGGACUUCUUCAUCACGAUCCUCAGUGAAACCGCAUAGCAGCGCAGUCGUGACUCGCCGGCUUGCAAAAGGCAGAAGUGAGACGAGCUCAGACGGACCAAUCAAUCACUCUGAUACAGCGGAGGACACAGUCGGAGGAGCGGCGUUGCCUUUCGUUGCUGUCGUUGAAGCAGAAUCCUCUCACUUUUAUUGGAGUCUUUCCUUUAUCUCGCCGUCCGCCCGGCGGACAGAGACGACAUCCACAUAAAGGGGCAGGACUCCUCUUCAUCAGAGCAGCAAACAUUCAGGACUUUGGAGGACGACCUCUCCUGAAGAAGAACUCUGAUGUUUACUACAUAAUUAUGCUUUGUUCUGAAUGAUAAUGCUGGACACCAACCACUGCCUCUCCUUUAAUCCCACCCCCCUGGGCUCCCCCCCAAUGGCAGACGACAUGGUGAAGGCAGCCCUGAAGAUGGAUCAUGACAGACUUGUCUAUCACAGCCUGAAAGAAGUCCUCCAGCUUAAGCUUCAGCAGAGACGCACACGGGAGGAGCUGGUCAGUCAAGGGAUCAUGCCACCCCUGAAGAGCCCUGCAGCUUUCCACGAGCAGCGGAGGAGUCUGGAGCGUGCCAGGACCGAGGACUACCUGAAAAGGAAGAUCCGGAGUCGUCCGGAGCGCUCCGAGCUGGUCAGGAUGCACAUUCUGGAGGAGACGUCCGCCGAGCCGUCCCUGCAGGCCAAGCAGCUGCAGCUGAAGCGAGCGCGUCUGGCCGACGACCUCAACGACAAGAUCUCCCACAGACCGGGUCCCAUCGAGCUGGUCCACAAGAACAUCCUGUCCGUCGACUGCCCCCUGCAGCACUCCCUGCUGGAUUCUCCCAAGGGAGCUGGAGGCGAGAGCUCCUCUCUGGAUGAAGACAGCAGCGACGCUCUGUCACCAGACCAGCUGACCAAUCACGACUCUCCCCUGAGCGCCGUCACCCAGCUGUCCCCCUCUGAUGUGCUCACCCAGAGCAGGGACGCCCCGCCCUCUCAGUUCUUCGCACAGCCCCCACCUCCUCCUCCACCCCUGGUGAACGGUUCAGACUCCUCCCCACUCCGUAAAAUAACCAAUGGGGCGGGGCCGACGCCGGCAUCCUCCCGACCCUCGUCUGGACUCAAGAGUCAGGGGAAGAUGGGCUCGGACCGGCCCGCGCAGAGACCCAAGAAGUCCAAGGAUAGCAAACCCAAGGUGAAGAAGCUGAAGUACCACCAGUACAUCCCUCCGGACCAGAAGGCGGACAAAGAGCGUCCGCCUCAGAUGGACUCUUCCUACGCCAAACUGCUGCACCAGCAGCAGCUCUUCCUGCAGCUGCAGAUCCUCUGCCAGCAGCAGCAGCACUACAACUACCACACCAUCCUGCCCGCGCCGCCCAAGCCACAAAAUGAGCUGACUUCCACAACCGGGUCGGGCCCGUCCACGUCCCGCAGCGUCCACACGACGACCUCCGCUCAGAGCUCCACGGCCCGCCAGGCCCAAGCCGCAGUGGGAGGAGCCAAACCGGCCAAUCUGCCGGUCAACCUGGACGAGUUCAAGGUCGCAGAGUUAAAGCAGGAGCUGAAGCUGCGCGGUCUGACCGUCUCUGGCACAAAGAACGAUCUGAUCGAGAGGCUACGCCACUACCAAGAGCAGAACGGCGCCGCCUCCGUCGCUUUGAAGAGCGCCGCCUCGCAGCCCGGUCAGCGGGGCUCCACCCCGCCCACCCCCGAUCUGCAGGCGGCCCAGCUGGCCCUGUCCUCUCUGGCCCAGGCGGUUCCAGGCCGGAUCAUGAGGUUCGGCAGCACCAGCUCCAGCCCCCCGGUGUCCCCCACGCCGUCGGAGCGCUCGCUGGCCGGUCUGAGUCCCGACGAGACGAGCUGUAGCGGAGACAUGUUUGGGGAGAUGGUGAGCUCUCCCCUCACGCAGCUCACCCUCCACCCGUCUCCUCAGCAGCCGUCUAACGUCUCCUCGCUCGUCGUGGUCAAGGAGGAGGUCCAGAGCUCCUGCAGCCUGGCGGGAUCCUCCCCUAUGUCUGCGCAGCCCGCAGACUCCGGCACCACUGUGGACUCUGCCUCUUUGGACAAAGACCAGAUGCUGCAGGAAAAGGACAAGCAGAUCGAAGAGCUGACCAGGAUGUUGAGGCAGAAGCAGAGGCUGGUGGAGACGCUGAGGUCCCAGCUGGAGCAGGGCAAGACGGCCGCCGGGGUCGUGGUGAAGAAGGAGGGAAGUGAGAGGAGCACGACCUCUCCAUCCUCAGUAAAAGCCUCCGCCAUCCAGCCCCCCACGCUUCCUAACGGGAUAGUGCUGACACUGAAGAAGGAGGCGGAGCCUGCAGAGGGAAUGGAGGGAGUCACCGAGGAGGCCGCGGGCCAGAAGAAGGUGAUCCAGCCCAUGCAGUGCUCUCAGGAGACUUUGCUGAGGCUGCAGCAGAUCCAACGGCUGCAGGUCCAGCAGGCUGAGCAGCAGCAGCAGCAGCAGCAGGUGGUGAAGGUGGUGGAGGUGAGAGGAGGCAGUCAGAAACAGCUACAACAGAAGAAGGAGGCCCAGAGCCUCCUGCAGCAGCAGCAGCAGCACCUGCAGCGUCUCAUCAUCCAGCAGACGCAGCAGAAGCAGCUGCAGCAGAACCAGCUCAGGCCAGUGCAGCACAAGGUUCAGCUCAAGCAGGUUCAGGUCCAGAUCCGCAACCAGUCCGCCCAGAAGCCAGGUUUGACCCAGGCCCAGCAGAGGAAGCUGCUCAGGGCCCAGCAGAGGCAGAAACAGAGGACAGCCGGCACCACGCAGCAGGCGACGCCGCUCAUCGUGAACCAACAAACCGGCGCUCCGCUCCACUCCCAGGCCAUUUCCUUAGACCUGCUGAAGGCCAACAGCACCCCCACGCUGGUCACCGAUGGCAACGGCAACCACUACCUGAUCGCUCUCACCAGUCACGGCCCAGACGGGCCGAACGGAGUGUCCUCAUUGGCUAAAGCCGGCGGCCGCAUCACUCUACAGAGAUUACAGUCCACCCCAAGUAAACUCCCCAGCACUGACAGCCAAUCAAACGAGCAGUCGGAGGCGGAGCCUGUGAGAAGAGCAGAGAAGAAGGGACUGAAGCCCGGCCUGCACGUCGACACCAACGGCGCCGCACAGCCCAGCACGCCGCUCACGGCUCCACCCACCCUGCAGCCCUUCUUCAACGACCUUUUGGACGCAGACAGCCAAAGCAGCCUGGUGUCCUCUCUCAAGAGAGAGGAGGCGUGUCCUCCUUACGACCGGCACACGCUCUUCACCCCUCCCUCCCCUAAGCCCAGCACCUCCCUUCCUCCUCCUCCUCCUACUCCACGCUCCAAAGAGAACGGCCUGAACAACCAGCAGAUGGACGACCUGUUUGACAUCCUGCUGAAGAGUGGAGGUAAGAACUCGCCCUGCCGCCCCCGCCACCGCCCCGAGCUGAGAGAAGCGCCCGCCAUUCACCACCCCCACCCUUCUUUCUCAGAAAUCCCCAGCUUCAAGGCCAACCCGGACCCUACCCUCGCCCCUCCCCACUCCGACCCGCCCUCCCCGUCUGACGCCACGUCCCCGCUCCACCUCUCCUCUCCCGCCCCCCCUCCGUCGCUCCCCUCCCCCCGACCGUCUGCGGGCGAGAACGGCAGCCGACGCCUGGAGGACUUCCUGGAGGGCGGCACGGGCGGCUCGCUGCUGGGCCUGGAGCCCGACGGCGGCCUGGCGCUCAUGGACGACCUCCACUGCCACAUGCUGAGCGCCCCCGGCAUGCUGGACCACCCCCCCUCCCCGAUGGACACGUCCGACCUGGGCUUCUCCCCCCACUCCUCGGGUUUGGACUUCGGCGACCCCACUCUGGACAGCAUGGACUGGCUGGAUCUCUCCAUGGGGGGGUCCGCGGGUGGCGAGAGCAGAGCGGCGAGGGAAGGGGGAGGAGCCGCAGAAGAGAGGGACGGGGGAACGAGCCUGGCCCCACUGGCGCCGCACACCCCCCAGAGCGUGUUUUCCACAGACUUCCUGGACAGCGCUGACCUGCAGCUGCACUGGGAGUCGUGUCUGUAGCGGCGGCGGCUUCUCCACGCCGUCCCACCACUGCGGGCGCCACGCACGGUUUUUAAAAGCUGUUACUGCACUCACCAAAACCACCGAGAUCCGUCCAGCAGACCGGUGACCACCCACUUCCUGUCCUGGACCCACGCUGCUCUCCGAACCGCGUCAGUGCCUCCUGAACUUUGCACUUUGGCUGAAUCUGACUGGGUUAAAUGUGGGCGGGGCUGUCGGGCUGAAUGUGAGCAGCCCCGCCCACACCAGUCACACAAACAGCUGUUUGGUCACUGAUGAAUGGAGUCGUAUCCGCGGCAACAGGCUCUCUAUCAUGACGUUAGACCACUAUGUAUUACUGUACAUGCCGUGUAUAUUAUCAAGUGUCCAUUAGACUAUUUUUCUUUGCUGGGGGAACACGGGGAGGGGGGAGGGGCUUUCACAACACUCGGUUCAUGUUUUUGUUUUGUAAAGAAGAAAACA
This is a messenger RNA of Oryzias latipes (Japanese medaka), 4633 nucleotides long. Lineage: Eukaryota; Metazoa; Chordata; Actinopteri; Beloniformes; Adrianichthyidae. The record is from RefSeq and is a predicted model, not a curated record.